UUCAGAUCGAUCGAAAUCUAACCUCUAGCUAACAGGUAACAGCUAGCUUAUAUAUAUAUACUAGCUAGUAUCUCCUACGUUCGUCAGCGAUAAACCGCGAUGAGGGAGCUGAUCCGGCGGCUGAGCUUCUCGGAUCGGGUGAGCGAUGGCAACAACGGCGGCGUGCCGCGCGGGUGCGUGCCGGUGCUGGUGGUGGGCAACGGCGAGGAGGAAUGCGAGCGGUUCGUUGUGAGGGUGGAGGCGCUGCGGCACCCGUCGCUGUCGGCGCUGCUGGAGAUGGCGGCGCAGGAGUUCGGGUACAAGCAGGAGGGCAUCCUCCGCGUGCCCUGCGCCGUCCACCAGUUCAGGCAGGCCCUGACCACCGCCGCCGUCUCCAAGAACUACUAAUUAGUACUAAUUAAUUCUUAGUUAAUCCAUCGGUUGACUUCUUCGGGUAAUUAAGGAGCGAUUCCUUGGUGCUGUUGAAUAGUUGACUCUCCUACACCACGUUUCUUCUCUCUUUGCCUUUUGAUUUCUCUGGUUGGUCAAUGACAUGAGAAGGUUGCCAUAUGUAUUGUGCACUUUGUAAUGCACAUUGUAAUUUACGGAUAGACAUCCUGUCAUAUAA
This is a messenger RNA of Triticum urartu, 607 nucleotides long. The record is from RefSeq and is a predicted model, not a curated record. Lineage: Eukaryota; Viridiplantae; Streptophyta; Magnoliopsida; Poales; Poaceae.